Xenopus laevis (African clawed frog) is the source of this 2821-nucleotide messenger RNA. RefSeq lists its product as uncharacterized. NCBI's taxonomy places the organism in Eukaryota, Metazoa, Chordata, Amphibia, Anura, Pipidae. The transcript has 9 exons. Bases 817 to 1911 code for a protein of 364 amino acids. The record is from RefSeq and is a predicted model, not a curated record.
AGAAACAAUGCAGAAUUGUUUUAUAGAUUGUAUUUAAGCACACUGUUCAGCACAAUGAAACAAUAAAAAGUAUUUGCCAAGCAGUUCAGACUUGUGGUUUGUUUAGUUACCACAUACCAUGCAUCCAUACAUCUCUCAGGGAACACUGUUUACAGAACUGCAGUUCAGACUCAGCAAGUCCUGUGACGGAGAUUUCCAUUUACUCUGCAUUAUCUAGCAGAGACAUUCUCACGAUCCAUAAAGUUUUCUUUCUACCCCUUCUUACACCCCUCCCCCAAAUCUAAAUGCUACCUCCAGGAACUGAAAAAAAAAAACAGAUUUACAAUGCACACAGUUACAGCAGAACUCCAGAUCACUGGUAUGUGUAUGCAGUUAAAGACAUCAAAUCAGAAGUCAAGCAAGCAGAGUGAGAGCAUGCACAUAUACCUAUGCAAUGUUCUUGAAGUGCCUGAUUGUGGCAUGCCCUGUACAACUCACAUUUUUAUUUUUUCCAAAACCUUCUAAAGUAGUAGUAAUGGCAGUGCAAAAUAACUAUCACUAGGACGGAUUUGAUGAAAAGUUGCUGUUGGUACUGUAACUUUAAGAGAGAAAAUGAAAGUGAAAGAGCUUCUUGCUAUUCUCCUCCACCCAUGCUGUUGAGGCUCCACUUUGAAGGUUUACAUCGAUGGCUACCUACGUGACAAAGCAUUUCAGACACCCCUGUAGUUCUUGGAGAGGCUGCAAUGUGAACCCACUGAGUGCAAUAUCACUGCUGACUUCUGUGUGAGCCUGUUGGGGUGGCACGCCAAAGACGGGGCAUUUUUUUGCAGCAGUUCAAUGGCUUGUGGUUUCCCUAGCACAUGUUCCACCCUUUAUUCAACUGUGCUGAUGACAGCCCUCCUGUUAUUGCAGAUCCAGGAACAUGGAACAGACAGCCACGUGUGCAGUGCGCCAAAGACAGUAAAGUAUGCAAAUGAUAUUGAAGGGAAAUUUGAACUGGAUUCUGUGGUGAGAUACACAUGUCUGGAUGGCUACAAAAGGGAAGCAGGCACCUCCAACCUGGCAGUAUGCAUGCUGAUCAAUGGGACAGCCCAGUGGAAUUAUGGAAGCACAUCCUGCAUCACACUUCCACCUCCACCCCCAGCCUCCUCCAACAGUCCUCUCUUAAAACCUACUGCAUUCUCCCCUUCAGAUUCUAGUGCAUCAACAUCUACAGAUCAUUUUGGGACAUCUGAAGAAUUUGACUUUACAGUUCCGUCAACCACAGAGCAGACACAAGAGAGGGCCGAACCAAAGGAAGUCACAGCUCCUGGAAGUACGAGCACAACUGGAUAUAAAUACAGUGACCCUACUACAGAGAAUGAUGUUUUAUCAGUGAGCUUUGGAAUGUCUACUGAAAAUGAUGUACAUAGAAGGCCACAAGAUAUCUCUCAACCAAUUGAGAUCUCACCUUCUGGAAAUUCUAUUACACAUGGAACUUUGGAACAGAGCACUCCCAAUGGACAGAGCACCGGAACGUCAGAACCAGAAGCCUUAACAUUUCCAAGAAGCACUGGGACUUUUGCAGAAAUUGAUGCUAAAAAAGGAAUGCUAACUACAACAGAGCCAGAACAACUUGUAUCCAAUCCCACUGAAUUUACCACUGAACAGAUUCCUAAUAAUCUAGGCAUAGAACAGAAGCCGUCGCCGGGGUAUAUCUCAAUAGGCGUUUCAAUUGUUGCCUCCAUCAUUGCCAUUUCUUUGAUCCUGUUUUUAAAAUACAGGCAUCGUGCAGUUUACAAGCCAGAUUUAACGCAGUCAGCGCACAAUCUGCCAUUUGAUGGUUUUUCUAAUGAAGAUCAUGAAAUAGAGCUGGAGUGCCUUAAUAAUAGGGAUUCUAUUACCUUAUUUCCCAGUGCUGAUGAUAAUACAGAAGAAGUGACAUAUUUGUAAGAAAGUUUCAAGACUCUGUGUAGAGGAUGAUUGUGUAAGCAAUCCAAGCCAGAUUCGAUUCUUACAACGGUCUUCUGGGUUCUAAACAGUAUUGACAUGAGUUUUAGUAAUAUGGGACAGAAAAAUAUAAAUAUGAAGUAUUGGAGUAUCUGUGAAUGUACCAAUAUUGUAAGGUACACAUUUACAGUGGUACAAAUGUGAAAUUAGGGCCAUCCAACAGAGACAAAAAGCACAUUAAUAUAUAUAAUACCAAAGUGUAUCUAAUAAGAGAGCAUUUUUACUGUCCCACACUUGAGAUGGCAACUAUUAGCAAAAAAAGGGAAUGCCUAGGUGAAUACUGGACUAAAUGUGUCACAUGGAGUGGCAAAUAACAGCAAGCUUCUUGGGGCUCAAGCAGUCUCACCACUAGACUACAGUCACUACUAACCUAAUAAUACAGGUUGAAACAGUAAUUAGAAGGGACCCUAUCACGGUUUUUAAACCGAUUCCGUCAUUUAUAGCAGCAAAUAGCAAAUAGUAAAAACCUCUAUCGUUGAAAGCAGUGCUCUUGGUGUUCUUGUUAUACCCAUCCAUAUAAACUACAAUACCGUCCAUAGACUUCAUAGACAUUUGUCACGCUACUAGAUAAAGAGCAGUUACUGUGACUAUGACUAUGAUUGUAUCGACUACUUGCUCCAUAGAAAACAAUUUUGAAUGGUGGCCAUAGAUGUUUAUAUGUUAAUAAGAACUUUUUUUACUAUCGUAGGACCGGAAACGAAUGUUUAAAUGCACAAUUUGUCCAUCAACAAAAAACGACCAUUUCAAUCGAUAUUAUCUAGUUGAAGGUAGAAAACUGUAGCUGCCUGAUUGGCCCUGCAAACAUUGGAUAAUGGAUAUAUUCCUUGUGAGCAAUGCAAAUUUUCUAACCUGA